This is a messenger RNA of Ornithorhynchus anatinus (platypus), 6666 nucleotides long. It is a transcript of the gene MAP3K1, whose product is annotated as mitogen-activated protein kinase kinase kinase 1. Gene Ontology annotation, biological process: protein phosphorylation. The transcript is spliced from 19 exons. NCBI's taxonomy places the organism in Eukaryota, Metazoa, Chordata, Mammalia, Monotremata, Ornithorhynchidae. The record is from RefSeq and is a predicted model, not a curated record. Gene Ontology annotation, molecular function: ATP binding; zinc ion binding; protein kinase activity. The coding region runs from base 5 to 4033 and encodes 1342 amino acids.
UGACAUGGAGAAUAAAGAAACCCUCAGGGGGUUGCAGAAAAUGGAUGACCGCCCAGAAGAGCGCAUGAUCAGGGAGAAGCUCAAGGCAACGUGUAUGCCGGCCUGGAAGCACGAGUGGCUCGAGAGAAGAAGUAGGAGGGGCCCCGUGGUGGUGAAACCAAUCCCAGUGAAAGCUGAUGGGUCUGAAAUGAACAAAAUAGCACCGGAAUCUCAAACUGAAGGGCCUGCCAAUACUUCCUCCCCGACCCCGAAAGGAAGGCGCAGCCCUUCUCCCAGUGGCUCGCCUUCGGUUCCGUCCCGAACCGUUAAAUCGGAAUCUCCAGGAGUCAGAAGAAAAAGAGCCUCUCCCGUCCCUUUUCAGAGCGGGCGAAUCACACCUCCUCGAAGAGCUCCCUCUCCAGAUGGCUUCUCCCCAUAUAGCCCUGAGGAAACAAAUCGCAGGGUCAACAAAGUUAUGCGGGCUAGGUUGUACUUGUUGCAGCAGAUUGGACCCAACUCUUUUCUGAUUGGAGGAGACAGCCCUGACAAUAAAUACAGGGUGUUUAUCGGACCUCAGACUUGCAGCUGUGCCCGCGGAACAUUUUGUAUUCACCUACUGUUUGUCAUGCUCCGGGUGUUCCAACUCGAACCUUCAGAUCCAAUGCUGUGGAGAAAGAGCUUAAAGAACUUCGAGGUUGAGAGUUUGUUCCAGAAAUAUCACAGUAGGCGUAGCUCAAGGAUCAAAGCUCCAUCUCGUAACACCAUCCAGAAGUUUGUCUCACGCAUGUCAAAUUCUCAUACAUUGUCAUCAUCUAGUACUUCUACAUCUAGUUCAGAAAACAGUAUGAAGGAUGAAGAGGAACAGAUGUGUCCUAUCUGCCUGUUGGGCAUGCUCGAUGAAGAGAGCCUUACAGUAUGUGAAGAUGGCUGUAGGAACAAGUUACACCACCACUGCAUGUCAAUUUGGGCCGAAGAAUGUAGAAGAAAUAGAGAACCUCUGAUCUGCCCUCUUUGUCGGUCUAAGUGGAGAUCCCAUGAUUUUUAUAGCCACGAACUACCUAGCCCCGUGGAUUCUCCGUCUGUCCUCCGGACUGUUCAGCAGCAAACACUGCAACAGCAGCAGCAGCCCCUGGCUGCAUCACCAAGAAGGAGCCAAGAUAGUAAUUUUAACCUUACUCAUUACGGAGUUCAGCAGAUCCCUCCUGCUUACAAAGAUUUAGCUGAGCCAUGGAUUCAGGUAUUUGGGAUGGAGCUGGUUGGCUGCUUAUUUUCUCGAAACUGGAAUAUCCGCGAGAUGGCACUCAGACGUCUAUCCCACGAUGUCAGCGGGGCCCUGUUGUUGGCUAAUGGCGAAAGCACUGGAAAUUCUGGCAGCAGCACAAGUGCCGGAGGAGCUAGUGGGUCAUCUCAGUCCGGUAUCUCAGGAGACGUCGUUGUGGAAUCGUGCUGCAGUGUUCUGUCCAUGGUCUGUGCCGACCCCGUCUACAAAGUGUACGUUGCUGCUUUGAAAACUUUAAGAGCCAUGCUGGUAUAUACGCCUUGCCACAGUCUGGCAGAAAGGAUAAAACUACAGAGACUUCUCAAGCCAGUUGUAGAGACCAUAUUAGUGAAAUGUGCGGAUGCCAAUAGCCGCACAAGUCAACUUUCAGUUUCAACACUGCUGGAGUUGUGCAAAGGCCAAACUGGAGAGCUAGCAGUCGGUCGAGAAAUACUUAAAUCUGGGUCCAUUGGCAUCAGUGGUGUGGAUUAUGUCUUAAGUUGCAUUCUUGGAAGCCAAACUGAACCAAGCAACUGGCAAGCACUGUUGGGGCGCCUCUGUCUAAUAGACAGAAUGUUAUUGGAAUUUCCUGCUGAAUUUUACCCCCAUAUUGUCAGUGGAGAGGUUUUACAGGCUGACACUGUAGUAGACAGGUAUAAAAAGCUGCUGUCCCUCUUGAACUUUGCCUUGCAAUCCAUUGAUAAUUCCCACUCGAUGGUUGGCAAACUCUCCCGAAGGGUGUUUCUGAGUGCUGCAAGAAUGGUGGCCAGAGUGCCCCAGGUGUUCCUUAAAUUGUUAGAAAUGUUGAGUGGGACCAGCUCAACUCAUUACACGAGGAUGCGCCGCCGCCUGAUGGCUAUCGCCGAUGAAAUGGAAAUCGCCGAAGCCAUCCAGUUGGGUACGGACGACUCCUCGAGUUGUCGGCGGGACUGCUUCAUGUCACCCUGCACCCCUGAUCCCUCCCCAGAAACGCCGGAAAAUAAUUCCCCCGACUACCUGAUCCAGCUCGAAAAAACCGGGAAAGGAUUGUGCGACGUGAAACUCGGCGCCGGCCCCGAGGACGUUUCGGAGACGCUGGCUGGCCUUUCCGUGGGACUCCCGGGGUCGGUGGUGACCACGGAGCAACCAAAGCCUACACUUCAGACGAAAGGCAGGCCCCUCAGCCAGUGUUUGAACUCCUCGCCUUCUUCAUCAGGUCAUUCCCAUUUGUUAUUCCCAGGCCUGCCCUCCCCUUCAUCAUCUAGCCCGUCCAUCCCAGCCGGCCCCGUAACAGAUCUCUCGAAACACAGACCCCAGGGAUUCGUUCCCUGCAAAAUGCCCUCCGCCUCGCCUCAGACCCAACGGAAAUUUUCUCUCCAGAUCCAGAGGACCUGUUCUGAAAUGAAAGAACUUGAAAAACUUUCCCCGAUCUUUACCCAGGCGAGGCCCGUGCCUUCCGCUCACAUACACAGGCCAAAGCCAUCUCGACCUACCCCGGGUGAUGCGAGCAGACCGGGAGAGAUCUCAAAAAACAGCAUGACCCUCGAUUUGAACGACGCCUCGAAGGGUGGCCGGGCUGGCUGCGGCGCCGUCAUUCCAAGCGACGAGACGGUUUUCACACCGGUGGAUGACAAGUGCAGGCUGGAUGUCAAUUCGGAACUCAACUCCAGCAUCGAGGACCUGCUCGAGGCCUCCUUGCCCUCGAGCGACAGCACGGUCACUUUCAAGUCCGAAGUCGCGGUCCUGUCUCCUGAAAAAGCCGACAACGACAACACGUACAAGGAUGACAUGAGUCAUAAUCAGAAAUGCAAAGAAAAGAUGGAAGCUGAGGAGGAAGAAGCUCUAGCGAUCGCUAUGGCCAUGUCAGCAUCUCAGGAUGCCUUACCGGUAGUUCCCCAGCUCCAAGUUGAGAAUGGAGAAGAUAUCAUCAUCAUUCAGCAGGAUACCCCAGAGACCCUGCCAGGACACACCAAAGCAAAACAGCAUUAUAGAGAAGAUGCAGAAUGGCUUAAAGGUCAGCAGAUAGGACUUGGAGCAUUUUCUUCUUGUUAUCAAGCUCAAGACGUGGGAACGGGAACUUUGAUGGCUGUUAAGCAGGUGACUUAUGUGAGGAACACAUCGGCAGAGCAAGAAGAAGUGGUUGAAGCCCUGAGAGAAGAGAUACGGAUGAUGAGUCACCUGAAUCAUCCUAACAUUAUUAGAAUGUUGGGUGCUACUUGUGAAAAGAGCAAUUACAAUCUCUUCAUAGAGUGGAUGGCAGGAGGAUCAGUGGCUCAUUUGCUGAGUAAAUAUGGAGCCUUCAAGGAAUCAGUAGUUAUUAACUACACGGAACAACUGCUUCGUGGUCUCUCCUACCUCCACGAGAACCAGAUCAUUCAUAGAGAUGUCAAAGGUGCCAAUUUGCUGAUUGACAGCACGGGUCAGAGAUUGAGAAUUGCAGAUUUUGGAGCUGCAGCCAGGUUGGCUUCCAAAGGAACUGGGGCGGGAGAGUUUCAGGGGCAGUUGCUGGGCACCAUCGCAUUUAUGGCCCCGGAGGUGCUAAGAGGCCAGCAGUAUGGAAGGAGCUGUGACGUGUGGAGUGUUGGCUGUGCUAUUAUAGAAAUGGCUUGUGCCAAACCACCGUGGAAUGCAGAGAAACACUCCAAUCAUCUGGCUCUGAUCUUUAAGAUCGCUAGUGCAACUACUGCUCCGUCGAUCCCGUCACAUCUGUCUCCCGGCUUACGGGACGUGACUCUUCGGUGUUUAGAACUUCAACCUCAGGACAGACCUCCAUCGAGAGAGCUACUGAAGCAUCCAGUCUUCCGGACUACUUGGUAGCCAGCUGAAAAGGGCGGCGAACAAAGAAUCGAUGCUACUAAACGCCUAAAGGAAAAAACAAAAUCAACUCUUGCCUGCCGUGCUAGCGAGCACGGCAGCCGGGCUCGUUCUGCUGGCCGAUAAGACUGGCGGAGGACUCUUACCUAAGUAUGUGAUUGACAAAUCGAGAUCUUUAAGCUCAGUAUGCAAAAUUCCAGGACUUGUGCAGGAACUGUAAACCGUGCCUUUCAAAGAUCUGGCCCCUGGGGAACGAGAAAAAGCAACUUAAGUCUGCACGACUCAAUAGCAGUUACGUAUUUUGAUUUUGUUUUGGAGCACUUUUUCAGCAAUAUUAGCAGCUGAGGGGCUCAGGAUCUAUUUCAAUAUUGUCAUCAUUCUUCCUCUUUCAUAUCAAGCGAUCAUAAAAAGGGGUUGCUGCGAUUUCAUUCAGAUUUAUUUGUCACUGGCUGAAAAGAAAAUCCAUAUCUGCCUCUUUUUAGAACAGUGCGUGCUCUGAGAAGUAAAAAAUUGCAUGUAUUUUUUUUUUCAAUCGAUGAGAGAUCUGGGUUACCUGCCUCAGCCUCGUUUUGAAAGCGACUGGGCAAUAAUGGUUUCGUUGUGCAUUUUACUGUUGGCCCAUUCAUUUCGUGUUUUGGGGUUUUCCUUUCUUUGUUUAUAAGGUUAAUAGUUCUGUAUUUUCAUUUGACCAUCAUUUUUAUUUAACAUUCAGGGAUAGAUGGUCUUUUCACACCAGAAAAAAAAAAAUCUAGGCGACAACCAGACCUCUGACUAGAAUUCACAGAAUGUCUUGCUGUGGCCAGGGAGUUUAAAUGCAGGUGAUAUGAAAUUUGGAAUGCAAUAAGACUACUUUUAUUGAGGCAGGUAUGCGGGGUCUGCUACUGCAGGUUAUUUAAGGAAAAACAGAAUAUUAAGUUGGCUCUGUGUUGCACAGCUUGCAACCAAAAUCGAGGGUUACUUUUUAAACUGUAUGAGCCUUUUUUGAAAAGAAAAAAAGUGUUUGUUUCUUUUGGCAAACUAUAGGCAAAGUUUUACCCCCAAAAAACCUUCUCUGGGAAAUAAAACUUUCCCCACAUUCACUGCCGAUCUGAUGUUUUAACUGCUGUUUUCCUUCCACCGGUCACCCUUUUUUUUUUUUGUGGGGCAGAGAUCCAGCCGGUGGAUCCUUUACUUGACGUGCUGAAAUUUUACCUUUUUAUUUAGAAAGGUAAAAAAUUUUUACUUGGACCUGAAAAAUGUGUUCAAAUAAGAGUGGAGUGGAAUCUCACUCACUUUUACUUAAGUUCUGCACAGUUUUCGAAGGGUUUUCGAGCAGAGGAGGGGCCGACGUGAGCCUCGCCCUGGCACAUGGGGGUCCCUCCGGGGAGGGCAACGUCGCUGCCCACCCCAACGCUUUGGCUUCCCACGCACGUGAUCCCGAAGGAAAAUGGCAGCUGUUCUUUCGCUCUUGGUGAGUCUCUCCAACCAAGUACUGAUUAAGCGUCUAAUACCAUUUGAUGAAAUGUUCAAAAAAGUUUAACUCUUCAGAAAUCAGGGGAACUGUGGCAGAGUGAAACGGAAUUGGUUAUUCAGUCAAAGACUCAGGACAAAACUAGAUAAGCUAUAGCGUACUUGCGAAAUGUAGAGCACCAAUUGGAACAAAAAACAAGUUACAAGAGAAGUUUACAGAAGCGUAUUGCUUAUAAUAAUACAAAAACCAGUUUUGUUGGUGAAUGUUGUAUUUCUCCAUGAAAUUUUACAUUCCUUUGAGAAGAUUGGCAGUCUUUGAAGAGUUAAAAAAAAAAAAAAGUAUCGAAAUGUGAAGUUUGGUAGCUCUAACUGUAUUGUACUUGAUUUCCUUAUUUUCCCUUUUUUUUCCUUCUUUUUCCCUUUUUUGACUACUUAGAAUUUUCACAAUUCUAAUAAGAUGGUUUCCAACUCUCUCAUGUGCAAGCUUUAAAGGAUGCACUCUUGCCAUUUUAUGUACUGGAAGAUCAGUUGUCAGAUUAAUACUGUUUCUGACAGAUUUAAACUGUAUAAACUGAUGAACCUCAGCUAAUCAGUAUUACUUUGUAGAUGACCAUGCCUACCACAUUUCGAACUCAGACAGCCUCUAGAUGUUAAAAUGCAUUGUUUGAGUUUGUUUGGAUUUCCCUCAGCUUGCUGGUAAUUGUGGUGUAAUUUUUUUUGUUUUGGUUUUUUUUUAUGCAGAUGUGAUGUAAUCUUAUUUUCUGUGGAUCAAAGCUGGACUGAAAAUUGUAUUGUGUAAUUAUUUUUUGUUCUUAAUGUUAUUUGGUACUUAAGUUGUAAAUAAUGUCUACUGCUGUUUAUUCCAAGUUUCUACUACCUCAGGUGUCCUAUAGAUUUUCUUCUACCAAAGUUCACUUCCACAAUGACAUUCUUUGCUAUGUGAUUAUGAUUCCUUUUAAGGCUUCCAGGGCUCAAGGGCUAACUUCUAGUAGCACCUUACUGUGCAAGCAAAUGUUACAAAAAAAAAAAUCUCUGGGUUAAGAAAAUCUGGCUUAAAUGUAUCCUUUGUUACUUUGAAUAUAUCCAGAUAUUUUAAUUAAAAGUUUUUACCCCGUUGAACCAAUUUUAUAGUAUUUGUACCUAUUUUGGUGUUUUGUCUUUAUAGUAAAUAAAGUUUUUGAACAAAA